CAAAGUCCGUCUAGCUGGGUGGAGCCUGAGGAUCUUGGGAGCUGACCACUGUGCUUCAGCUUAAAAUUGAGAGCCAGGGAAGUUCUUCAGAACCCGUGGAGGAGCUCUGGGCUUCGCUCUAGGUCGCCUCGUCCACCUCUUUCUGCCUUCUUGGUAGGGGGUUUGCAGCUGGAGAAGGUGGCAUUUGUAUGUUCGAUAGAUCCUGAUUGGAAGGGAUAAGGAAAGGAUCUGGCUGGCCUUCUAUCGGCCCGCCCCGGGUCAUCUCUGAGUAGCCCGGUUGCCACAGCCGCAGUUCUGCAGCCUUCGCUGAUUGUGGUGCUACCUUCCCCAGUCUCUAGAUUCAAAGUUCUCAGCACGAUUCAUGGCUGCGUUGAGCUGCACGAGGCUGAGGUGGGCGCUCUUGGGCACGCGGGUGCUGGGCCGUGGCCUCUGGCCACAGGGAACCAGAGCCAAGGCCGCGAUCCCGGCCGCCCUCCGGACAGACGAGAAUACGGAGGGUCGUGGAACAGGUCAGGACCGGCCGCUGCGGAGUUCGGAGGAGCUUCCGGGCCUCGGAUCGCUGCACUUUUUAUACCAGCUAUUCCUACGAGGUUAUGCGCUGCGCUUGCACGAACUCCAGAUGCUGAACAAGGGCAAGUAUGGUCCAAUGUGGACACACACUUUUGGGACUCGCAUCACUGUGAAUCUGGCCAGUGCCUCACUCUUGGAGCAAGUGAUGCGACAGGAGGGCAAGUACCCCAUAAGAGACCACAUGGAGCAGUGGAAGGACCACCGAGACCACAAGGGCCUCACCUAUGGGAUCUUCGUCACACAAGGACAUCAGUGGCACCAGCUACGUCAGGCUCUGAGCCAGCGUCUGCUGAAGCCUGCUGAGGCAGCACUCUACACAGACGCCUUGAAUGAGGUGAUUGAUGACUUUAUGACCCGGCUAGCCCAGAUUCGGGCAGAGAGUGCAUCAGGGGAUCAGGUGCCAGACAUGGCGCACCUUUUCUACUAUCUUGCCUUGGAAGCCAUCAGCUAUAUCCUGUUUGAGAAAAGGAUUGGGUGCCUGAAGCCCUCCAUCCCUGAGGAUACUGCCACCUUCCUCAGAUCUGUUGGACUCAUGUUCCAGAACUCGGUCUAUGUCACUUUCCUUCCCAAGUGGACUCGUCCUCUGCUGCCCUUUUGGAAGCGAUACCUGAACGGCUGGGAUAACAUUUUCUCCUUUGGGAAGAAGCUGAUUGAUCAAAAAGUCAAGAAGAUUGAAGCCCAGCUACAGACAGCUGGGCCAGAUGGGGUCCAGAUAUCCGGCUACCUGCACUUCCUGCUGACCAAUGAAUUGCUUAGUCCUGAGGAGGCCCUUGGCACCUUUCCUGAGCUGCUCUUGGCCGGGGUGGACACGACAUCCAACACACUGACCUGGGCCCUGUAUCACCUUUCAAAGAACCCAGAGAUCCAGAAGGCCUUGCAUGAGGAAGUAACUGGUGUGGUGCCCCUUGGGAAGGUGCCUCAGCACAAGGAUUUUGCCCACAUGCCCCUGCUCAAAGCCGUGAUUAAGGAGACCCUGCGCCUCUACCCCGUGGUCCCCUCAAACUCCCGGAUCAUCACAGAAAAGGACACCGAACUCGAUGGCUUCCUCUUCCCCAAGAAUACCCAGUUUGUGUUAUGUCACUAUGUGGUGUCCCGGGAUCCCAGUGUCUUUCCUGAGCCCGAGAGCUUCCAGCCUCAACGAUGGCUGAAAAAGAGAGCGGCCGACACCUCCGGAAUCCAACACCCAUUCGGCUCUGUGCCCUUUGGCUAUGGGGUUCGGUCUUGCCUGGGCCGCCGGAUUGCAGAGCUGGAGAUGCAGCUGCUGCUGUCAAGGCUGAUGCAACAGUACGAGGUGGCCCUGGCUCCAGGGAUGGGAGAAGUGAAGUCUGUGGCUCGCAUUGUUCUGGUUCCCAGCAAGAAGGUGAGCCUGCGCUUUCUGCAGAGACAGCACUGAGCCGGGCCCCUGCCUCCGUGGGGCUUAUCCCGAAGCUCUGGCACAGCAGUCCCUGGCCAUUCUCAUGUCACACAUCUGGAUGACAGACUCAACAGGGAAGCUCUGAGCCCUUCCCAUAGACCCCAAAUAUCUGGCAGAACCUCUAUGGAGCAGCACUCACUUAAGACAAUAGAGCACCUCCUAUCACAUGACAGUCCUUGGGUACAAUUUAAAAUAAAAUUAAAAUACAA
Messenger RNA from Psammomys obesus (fat sand rat), 2193 nucleotides. RefSeq names its product sterol 26-hydroxylase, mitochondrial. Gene Ontology annotation, biological process: glucocorticoid biosynthetic process; cortisol metabolic process; cellular response to peptide hormone stimulus. The transcript is spliced from 9 exons. The record is from RefSeq and is a predicted model, not a curated record. The coding region runs from base 362 to 1963 and encodes 533 amino acids. Gene Ontology annotation, cellular component: mitochondrial inner membrane. NCBI's taxonomy places the organism in Eukaryota, Metazoa, Chordata, Mammalia, Rodentia, Muridae. Gene Ontology annotation, molecular function: oxidoreductase activity, acting on paired donors, with incorporation or reduction of molecular oxygen; heme binding; iron ion binding.